AUGACUGCACCUUCUAUCACUGUACCUUUUAUCACUGUACCUCUUAUCACUGCACUUAAUCACUGUACCUUUAUCACUGUACCUUCUAUCACUGUACCUCUUAUCACUGUACCUCUAUCACCGUACCUUGGUACCGUACCUUUUUGGUAUAAAAUUUUGGUACGCAUGGUAUCAGUACCUCUUGGUACCGUACCUUAUGGUACCGUAUUUUAUUAUUGUGGUCGCCUUGGUCGUCCGUCUUUUAUCACCGUAAUUCUUGGUACCGUACCUUGGUAUCGUGUCCUCUUGUUACCGCACCUUUGGUCCGACCUUUGUACCGCACCUUUUAUCACCUUCUUGUACCGUACCUUUAACAUCUGGUACCGUACCCUUAUCGUACUUCUUGGUACCGUACUUUUGUUAUUGUACCUCUUGUUACCGUAA
Messenger RNA from Brugia pahangi, 423 nucleotides. The record is from the annotation of a GenBank genome assembly. NCBI's taxonomy places the organism in Eukaryota, Metazoa, Nematoda, Chromadorea, Rhabditida, Onchocercidae.